Messenger RNA from Ananas comosus (pineapple), 1872 nucleotides. RefSeq names its product alpha-L-fucosidase 1-like. Bases 238 to 1731 code for a protein of 497 amino acids. Lineage: Eukaryota; Viridiplantae; Streptophyta; Magnoliopsida; Poales; Bromeliaceae. The record is from RefSeq and is a predicted model, not a curated record. Gene Ontology annotation, cellular component: lysosome. Gene Ontology annotation, biological process: glycoside catabolic process; fucose metabolic process. The transcript has 3 exons. Gene Ontology annotation, molecular function: alpha-L-fucosidase activity.
ACAAAAAACUUAAAAUUAGAGGGGAAAAUUGCAAGAAACGGGAGAAUGAGGACCACAAUAAGAAUUUGGAACAAGGUUGGGGCCAGAUUGGUGGAAUAAUAAACCCUGCUUCAUUCUCUUCACAACUACAAUCCCACUACUACUCCAUGUACUCUUAUCUCCAUCACUCCCCCUCUUUCCUACACCAAAAUAAAACCCAAAAUUAGCAAGCUUGGGAGUGCUAAUACAUAAAGCAUCAUGAGAAGCUCGUGGCUUCGCCUCAUUCUUCUUUUACAUUUUCUAUUACUCGACGGCCAAAUUUUACCAUCGCAAUCGAAGGCCGCGACGCCGACGCCGCCGCCGCUGCCGGCGCUGCCCGUGCCGUCGGCCGCGCAGCUGCGGUGGCAGCGGCGGGAGGUGAUCAUGUUCUUCCACUUCGGCAUGAACACGUUCACCGACUCGGAGUGGGGGACGGGGCGCGAGAGCCCCGCGAUCUUCGACCCGGCCGGCCUCGACGCCGCGCAAUGGAUCGACGACGCCGCAGCCGCCGCAGGCGCCUCCCUCGUCAUCCUCACCGCCAAGCACCACGACGGAUUCUGCCUCUGGCCGUCGCGGUACACCGACCACUCCGUCGCCCGCAGCCCCUGGAGGAACGGCCGGGGGGACGUCGUCCGCGAGCUCGCCGACGCCGCCCGCGACCGCGGGGUCGACUUCGGCGUCUACCUCUCGCCGUGGGACCGGCACGAGAGGACGUACGGCCGCGACGUGGAGUACAACGAGUUCUACAUGGCCCAGCUGCGCGAACUCCUAACCAGAUAUGGGACGGUGUCGGAGAUAUGGUUCGACGGCGCGAAGGGGAAGAAUGCGACGAACAUGACGUACUACUUCGAGGACUGGUUUGAGACGGUGAAGCAGCUGCAGGGAUCCAUCAACAUUUUCUCCGACGCCGGCCCCGACGUCCGCUGGGUCGGCGACGAGUCGGGCUUCGCCGGCUCCACCUGCUGGUCCACCAUCAACCGAACCAUGCUGAGGAUCGGAGACGCCGGCAUCGUCAACUACCUGAACACGGGGGAUCCGCGGGGGACCGACUGGGUCCCGCCGGAGUGCGACGUCUCGAUCCGGCCCGGGUGGUUCUGGCACAAGAACGAGACGGCGAAGCCGCUGAGCCAGCUGCUGGACAUAUACUACAAGGCGGUCGGCCGCAACUGCGUGCUGCUGCUCAACGUGCCGCCGAACUCCACCGGGCUGAUAUCCAAGGGCGACACCGUCCGGCUGCGAGAAUUCCGCUCGGCGAUCGAAACGAUCUUCGGGACCGACUUCGCCAAGGGGAGCAAGGCAAAGGCAAGCAGCCAGAGAGGCGGCGACGGCGGGGGGUUCGCGGCAAGCAACGUGCUCGACGGGGACGACGACACCUUCUGGGCCCCAAAAGCAGAAGAAGUCAGCCGUGGCGAGAGGCAGGGGUAUUGGAUCGAAUUGUCGGAACUGAAUCCGUGGUCUCGGUUUAACGUGAUCAGAAUACAAGAGGCGAUAGCAAUGGGCCAGAGAAUUCGGUUGCAUUUCGUGUUUGUCGACGGGGCGGCGGUCGCGAACGGGACGACGGUCGGGCACAAGCGGCUCCACCGGCUCGAGACGGCGGCGUGCGGCCGGACGGUGCGGAUUUGGAUCGCCGAGUCGCGGGGGCCGCCGCUGCUGUCCGAGGUCGGCCUACAUUUCGAUCCCUUUGUGGAGCAAUCAAAAAAUAGAGCAAAAUAAUGGGAUUGCAAGUGUAAGAAAAAAAAAAAAAAUUCACACGAGUAAUUAAUUUUUCUUUUUGUUUUCAGAAAAAUUAUCUUAUUGGACGAAUCAUAAUCUUUCUCCUUCUUUGGAAUGUUCGUCUUCUGGCGAUUGGGUAUC